This is a messenger RNA of Rhodotorula graminis WP1, 1912 nucleotides long. RefSeq lists its product as uncharacterized. The transcript has 13 exons. The record is from RefSeq and is a predicted model, not a curated record. Lineage: Eukaryota; Fungi; Basidiomycota; Microbotryomycetes; Sporidiobolales; Sporidiobolaceae. Gene Ontology annotation, molecular function: CoA-ligase activity. Gene Ontology annotation, biological process: secondary metabolic process. The coding region runs from base 1 to 1671 and encodes 556 amino acids.
AUGAUCUACGAGUCGCCGCACCCUCCUGUCGACCUGCCCGAGUGCUCCGUGUGGGACAAAGUGUGGGCCAACCCGACGGGCGCGAGCGACACCAAGGACGCCGUCAUUGACGGACCGACGGGCCGCAAGCUCAGCCGAGGAGAACUGCGCUCGCACGCCCAACGUCUCGCCGAGGGCCUGCGCACCACGGCCUCGCUCUCGCAAGGCGACGUCCUGUGCGUCGUGUCGCCCAACUCGCUCUACUACCACAUGCUCGUCCUCGCCAGCCAAUGCGCCGGCAUCGUCUUCUCGGGCGCCAACGCGUCGUACACGCCGAGUGAGCUCGCCCACCAACUCGAGGAUUCGAGCGCUAAGCUGGUUCUCGCCCACCCGCAAGUUCUCAAGACGGUCCUCGCCGCGACCAAGCAGCUCGGCUGGUCCACCUCGGAGCAGCAGCGCCGCAUCAUCCUCGCCGUCCGCUCUGACGAGGCCGGCCCGGCCUCGAAGCAGCACAAGACGCUCGACUACCUGCUCGCGGACAAGGAGAUGCAGCCGGUCAAGGUGCACGACCCGAAAAACACGGUCGCCUACCUCGGUUACUCGAGCGGGACGAGCGGCAAGGCCAAGGGCGUGCGCACGAGCGCCUACAACAUGACGUCGGUCCUCUCGAUCCUCGCCCCGGUCAAGACGUACGAGGACGACGUCCAGCUUGCGGUCCUUCCUCUUAACCACAUCUACGGCUUGACCAAGCUCGUGCACUGGCCCGUCCUGUGGGGCAAUCCCGUCGUCGUCAUGCCCAAGUUCGAGAUCCAGGCGCUCUGCUCCCUCGUCCAGCGGUACCGCGGGACCUUCCUCAUGCUCGUCCCGCCUAUCGCCCUCCAACUCGCUCGCGACCCGAUCGUCGACAAGUUCGACAUGUCGAGCCUGCGCAUCAUCAUCUCGGGCGCGGCGCCGCUCGGACCCGAGCUCGAGCAGGAGCUGGCGACGAGGUUGCCAAAGGCGACGGUCCUUCAGGCCUACGGCCUCACCGAGAGCUCGCCGACGACGCACAUGGGCAUCAUCCCGAAGCGUGGCUCGAUCGGCCCGCUCCUGCCCAUGAUGCGCGGCCGGAUCGUCGACCCCGAGACGAACAAGGACGUCAAGCAGGGCGAGGUCGGCGAGAUGCUGCUCGCAGGCCCGAACAUCAUGCUUGGCUACCUCAAUCGACCCGAGGCGACGGCCGAGACGCUCGUCAAGGACGCGCAGGGCACGACGUGGCUCAAGACGGGCGACAUCGCUCGCGUCGACGAGAAGGGCCUCUUCUACAUCACCGACCGCCUGAAGGAGUUGAUCAAGGUCAAGGGCUUCCAAGUGCCGCCCGCCGAGCUCGAGGCGGUCCUCCUCGAGUGCCCGUUCGUCGCCGACUGCGCCGUCAUCGGUGUGUGGAACGACGACCAGCAGACCGAGUACCCUCGAGCAUACGUCGUUCUCUCGAGCAAGGGCAAGGCCGAGUCGGACCCGUCGGCGACGAUCCAGUCGUGGAUGAAGAACAAGGUCGCGCACUACAAGCAGCUCAAGGGAGGCAUCAAGCUCGUCGACUCGGUGCCCAAGUCUCCCUCGGGCAAGCUCCUGCGACGAAUCCUGCGCGAGGAGGCCAAGGCCGAGAUCGAGGCGGCGAAGAAGGCGGCGAGCGGGCAGCGGGCGUCGCUCUAGAGUGCGCAACGGGCCUUGUAUUGUACAGAAACAGAGACUGCAACUAUGCGAGGUACACGACGAGGAACGACAGGAGAUAGAGAAAGAGAGAGAGAAAGAGAGAGCGAACGACGAGGGGAAAGAGACGGGCGAACGACGACGGCUAGAACUCCAUCGACUGCGCCUUCUCGGCCUUGACCUCCCUCGCCCUCUCCCUCGCGACGCCCUCUGCGUGCCGCUCAAACAGCUCGACGUACGGCUU